This is a messenger RNA of Trematosphaeria pertusa, 1563 nucleotides long. RefSeq lists its product as uncharacterized. Bases 1 to 1563 code for a protein of 520 amino acids. The transcript has 3 exons. NCBI's taxonomy places the organism in Eukaryota, Fungi, Ascomycota, Dothideomycetes, Pleosporales, Trematosphaeriaceae. Gene Ontology annotation, cellular component: cytosol; COPI vesicle coat. Gene Ontology annotation, biological process: Golgi localization; endoplasmic reticulum to Golgi vesicle-mediated transport; retrograde vesicle-mediated transport, Golgi to endoplasmic reticulum. The record is from RefSeq and is a predicted model, not a curated record.
AUGGUUGUCCUCGCAGCCUCAAUAUGCACCCGAGGCGGCAAAGCCGUCCUCUCGCGCCAAUUCCGCGAAAUGCAGCGCUCCCGCAUCGAAGCCCUCCUCGCCUCCUUCCCCAAGCUCGCCUCCGGCGCCUCGCAACACACAACCGUCGAGCAGGACAACGUGCGCUACGUCUACCAGCCGCUCGACGAGCUGUACAUGGUGCUGAUCACCAACCUGCAAUCCAACAUCCUGCAGGAUAUCAACUCGCUGCACCUCUUUGCUCAGGUUGUCUCGUCGAUAUGCAAGUCCCUCGAUGAGCGCGAGAUCCUGAAGAACGCCUUCGAGCUGCUCACGGCGUUUGAUGAGAUUGUAACGCUAGGAUACAGGGAGAACCUGACGCUGAGCCAGAUUAAGACGUUCUUGGAUAUGGAGUCACAUGAGGAGCGUAUCCAGGAGAUUAUUGCGCGGAAUAAGGAGCUGGAGGCUUCAGAGGAGCGUAAGCGCCGCGCCAAGCAGCUGGAGAUGCAGCGCAAAGAGAUGUCGAGGUCUUCGCGUGGAAUGGGAGGAGGUAUGGGCGGAGGCAUGGGUGGUGGUUCUGCUCGCACCCCGCAGUACCCGACGUUCACGCCCAGCGUUCCAGCUAUCGUCCCGGAUACAUACGACAGCUAUGAGGAAAAGAAGAAGGCGAGCAAGCCAUUGGCGUUAGGCAAGAAGGGUAUGCAGCUGGGCAAGAAGAGCAAGACGACCAACAUCUUUGAGCAGGUAGCGGGCGACUUGCCGCCAGAGAGCGAGCCUCUUACCUCACCAAAGGCCGCAACUCCCGCCGCAGCUCCAGCAAGCGCACGUCAGUCAUUGUCCACAGACCGCGAAGCUGUUCACAUCACCACCAACGAGUCCAUCUCCGCACGCCUAGACCGCGAAGGUCUGCUGAAGUCCUUCGAGGUCAAGGGCGAAAUGCAGCUCAAGAUCACCGACCCCGCCUUCACACAAGUCAAGCUCGACCUCCAUGCCGGCGAGACACGCGGCGCGCAACUGAUGACGCACCCCAAGGUCGACAAGGCCGCCUUCAAGAACAACAAGAUCAUUCAGCUCGCCGACACCAGCAAAGGCUUCCCCUCAAACAUGGGCAUUGGUGUCAUGAAAUGGAAACUAGCUCCCAAGCCAGAGGACGUACACGACCCGCCCAUCACAUUCCGCGUUUGGGUGGAGGAUUCCGGCAAGAUGUUCAACAUUACGGUCGAAUAUGAGCUCACUGGCAGCGAUUCAUUGAAGGACGUCUCAAUCACGAUCCCAUAUCAGACAGAUGAGCCGAACGUAUCUUCCUUCGACGCUGUGUACGAAGUCAGCGGCGACAGCCUGGAGUGGAACAUCGGCGCCGUAGACGAAGAGCACAGCUCGGGCAGCUUCGAAUUCGAGGCCCAGGCAGACAGCGAGGCAGAGUUUUUCCCCAUGCGGGUCCGCUUCAGCAAGACGACUCCGUUCGUCGAUGUCAGCGUCUCCUCCGUCACCCUCCUCUCGAUGAACCAGGACAUCAACUUCUCAAAGGACAUCCGGUCCGUCGCGGACGUCUACGAGAUCCUAUAG